CAGGCGCAACAUGGCUGGUUUCAAAACUUGAUCGAGAACUUUGGCAGUGUCGAGUUGGAGAACAAGGGGAGCGUGGCCAGAGAUCACCUCGCAUUGGAAAGGACUUUCCUCGCGUGGUUAAGAACGUCGCUGGCUUUCGCCAGUAUCGGCAUCGCUGUCACGCAACUCUUUCGACUCAACACCUCGAUUGCACAGCCGCAUUCAUCAUCAGCGGAGCAUACUUCAUUCGUUGCUACUGGCAAGUUGCGCUCGGUUGGGAAACCCUUGGGCGCUACAUUUUUGGGCAUAUCAAUUCUCGUCUUGCUCCUGGGAUUCCAUCGCUACUUCGAAAGUCAACACUACGUGAUUCGAGGCAAGUUUCCAGCAUCCCGAGGAACCAUUAUCAUCAUCUCGGUCGUCGCCUUUGCACUCAUUGUGGCCAGCUUGGUCGUGGUCCUUGCCGUGGCACCGCACGCCUUCGAG
This is a messenger RNA of Zymoseptoria tritici IPO323, 462 nucleotides long. RefSeq lists its product as uncharacterized. The record is from RefSeq and is a predicted model, not a curated record. The annotation marks the transcript as partial. The transcript has 2 exons. Lineage: Eukaryota; Fungi; Ascomycota; Dothideomycetes; Mycosphaerellales; Mycosphaerellaceae.